AACAAACUCAUCAGAGAAGGAAAAAAAAAAAAAAAAAAAAAAGUAGAGAGAAAAUUAAUGGCAGAAAGUAGAAGAAAGAGACUUGAUGAAGCCGCCAUUGAAGGAAACGUAACGACGUUGUUAGAGUUACUCCAACAAGAUCCAAUGUUACUUGCCAGACUCAACCUCAACGACUUCAACGAGACUCCUCUGCACGUGGCUGCUCUUCAUGGUCACGUGACAUUUGUGGACGAGAUUCUCAAGCGAAGGCCUCAGCUGGCCAAAGACUCGGAUUCUCGCCAUUGUUCCGCCCUCCACUGUGCCGCCGCCGAAGGGUUUUUAGACAUUGUCAAAAUUCUGGUGCGAGUUGAUCCUGAUAUGUGUUCUAUCUGCAACGAAGAUGGGCGCAACCCUAUUCACCUUGCCGCCAUCAAAGGCCGGGUCGAUGUCUUGGCCGAGCUCGUUCGAGUCAGACCCACAGCUGCUCGAACUGCAGUGGACGACGGCGGAACGGUGUUGCAUUUAUGUGUGAAGUACAAACAGCUGGAGGCUCUCGAGAUGUUGAUUGAAACUAUGGCAGUGAAAGACGGUGAUUUUAUCAAUACUCAGGAUGAUUACGGCUUCACUAUCCUUCAUUUAGCCGUCUCCAACAAACAACUUCAGAUAGUACAAUAUCUAAUCAACCAUACUGGAAUCGAAGUAAAUGCAAAAACUUCAAAUGGGUUAACAGCUCUUGACAUUCUAACUCAAAGCCAUAGAGAAUUAAAGGACAUGGACAUUGCAGAAGCUCUCAUAGCCGCCAAUGCCGUCCGAACCACAAACAAACAACCAUCGUCGCCGUCUUCUCGUGUCAGGAAAAACAAAAAGACAGGUCUUAGAUGGGCUUUUUCAGCCUUAUUCCACAAUGGAGAUUGGUGGUUUAAGAACGAAACAAGCGGGUGGUUAAUGAAGCAAGAAUCACUAAUGGUUGUAGCAUCCCUAAUUGCAACAAUGGCUUUUCAAGCUGGAAUGAACCCUCCCGGUGGGAUUUGGCAAGACGAUAAUGCAUCGGGAAAUCCAAGACAGACGGCAGGAACAUCGGUAAUGGCCGGAAAGGACAAAGCAACAUACAAUAAGUAUCUUUUGUCUAACACAGUAGGGUUCAUGACUUCAUUCAUUGCAAUUGUGAUGAUUCUCAUUGGGUUGCCUCAAAAACGUAUUUGCAUGAGGGUUUUGAUCAUGACUAUGUGUGCUGCUGUGUGUUCCAUGGCUUUCACUUAUGGAUAUUCCAUAAGGUUUUUCACUCCACUACCACAACCUGCAACCUCCAACUCCAAUUCUCUGGCUCCAUCUCCACAACUUGCAGGAGGUUCUAUCUCCGGUACUCCGCGGCUAAAGUCGGACUCCGUCAUCUCUUUGAUUUCGUUUAUUGUCGCUGCCGUUGUGACUUCUUCCAUGGUACUUUUCUUGGUUGGGAAGCUCUUCUACGUUCAUUCUCGACAGAAUAAAUCUACUGAAAACCCAGAUACUCCUCCGCUAUGAUAUAUAAUUCUGCUCUCCGCUAGCAGUCAAGUAUUGCUCCCUUUUAGUUCUACACAUCCUGGUUCCAAAAUUGGCCAGACAAUAGAUAUCCUAUUUAUAAUGUUUUUCUUUAUUGUUUCUCAUUUGUUCCAAAAUUGGCCAGACAAAAGAACUGUUUAUAAUGUUUUUGUUUCUUUUUUCGAUUCAAUCAGAAAAAUAUCAGCGUACUAAGUAUUUGGUAAUAGUUCUUUUUUAACUUAUAU
Benincasa hispida (wax gourd) is the source of this 1742-nucleotide messenger RNA. RefSeq lists its product as uncharacterized. Gene Ontology annotation, cellular component: plasma membrane. NCBI's taxonomy places the organism in Eukaryota, Viridiplantae, Streptophyta, Magnoliopsida, Cucurbitales, Cucurbitaceae. Gene Ontology annotation, molecular function: protein binding. The record is from RefSeq and is a predicted model, not a curated record.